GCGUGGGACCAAGCGGUUAGUUUGAAUACGGCGCCACUAAUGGCGGCCUCGGCCAGGCAGUGACAUUGAGUGAGAGCAGAGAAAAGGCGGCCAGGGAGUCGCUGUCUUCUUUCUCCUCAGCCGUGGGACCCGGAGGCUCGGAAGGAAGACGGAAAGGGCCCCUAUUCCUGUUUGGAAGCGCUUUUUCUGGCUAGGUGAGGCGGAAGCGGAGGCAGGGCGUCACGGUGAGGCGAAGUGAGCGCUUGAAAACCGGGCUUGGCGCUUCCACGGCCUUCUCCUCAGGAGCCACAAAGCCUUCUGAUGGUACUCUUCUUAUCACUUAGCCCAGGCAAAUUUCGGCCCUCCAGGUGUUUUGGACUUCAACUCCCACCAUUCAUAACAGGUAACCAGAGUCUUUCAAAAUGGACAGAAGUUAUUCUGAAACAAAUGAGGAAAAAGACUUCACAGAUGGUACAAUUAAAAGAAGAAUUUCUUCAAUUUUAAAAGCUCCAAGAACUCCUCUCCAAACCUUAGGGAGUGGAAAUGAAUUAAUCCAGAACUGCAAUGUUGAGAAACGUCAGAGAAAUUCUAGGCGUGUCAGUUUUGCAGAUACUAUACGGGUCUUCCCACCAGAUCCUCAAAUCAUUGUGGAAUCAAAGCAGGCAGUUUCAGAAACAGCUGGAGAACCAAGAGUUCAAGAUUUUUUUCAAAAAAAUGAAGAUCCAGAAGUUGUUUCAUGUGAGAUCACUGGGAUGAGCACUUUACUUCAUGCCCCCAUCCAGACAUGUUUGCAGCCAACAGAGUGUUGGGAUGCAGAAUCUUGUCAAGCAUGGAACAAAAUGGAUAGAACAGUCAUAUUUUCAGAUGAAAAUGAAAUGGAUAUGACGUCUGGUCACACAAUGUUGAUUACCCAUGACAUUAGAAUCUGUGAAGAAAUUAACAACACAAGGAAGAUAAAUUUCGAACCUUAUUCAGCUGAUUUAAAAUCGGGAAAUGAAACUUCACAAAUGAAUGAAUGUCAUUUAUUCAGCAGCCCUGAAAAAAUGAAACAGACAAGUUUAUCUCAACAGCGGCUGAACACUGAAAACACCCCUAAAAUUAACUUUAGUGACUUCAUGAACAGCUUGAAGUCUACCGUGCAUUCUCUACCUGCAGGAGUUCUGGAAAGAAAAGUUGGUUAUUCCUACUUUCAUGAGGAAGACUGCAACACAACCACGGCUUCUGAAGUAGUUUAUAAUAUACAAAACCAUGUAACAUCUAAACUUUCUAACAAAAGUACUGUCACACUUCCUUCAAAGCAGGUAGCUUAUGAACAAGAAAAUACAGGCAUGGUUAUUACCAAUAUGGAAAAUGUUUUGCCACCUGGAACUAGCUCACUUAACAUAGCAGAUUCCCAAGAAAGCUCUAGGAGAGAUUGGUUAGCUAGUAAUAACAUGGACAGUAAUGGAUUAAAGACUUCUAGAAAUCCAUUUGGUGUUCAAGAGGAUCAACGUGUGUGUGCAAAUGAACUAACCAUGAAUCAUAUAGAAUCAAUUGCUGAUAAAAAACAUACUGAGAUAAAGGAGGAUGCCCCAUUUGCUCAUUAUUAUAAAACCAGUAUAAUGCCUAGGCCUGUUGACUCUGUCACUUCUAUGCCUGUUUUCCAUGCAGACAAAACUACUGCAUUUUAUGACUUCAGUGCAGAUAUGGAACUAACAGGGAAUUGCACAGGUUUAGCCUGCGAAGAAAAUUUCAAGGGAAUAGGCAAUCCUUUUGCUCUGGAUUUUGGCAAACAGGGAAAUAAUGUCUCCAGGCUAAUGGAGAAAACUAUUUUUCAAGAAGAGCAUAUGGACAUCACAAGCAAUCAAAUCCCUUCACAUUCUUAUCUACAUUCUGCUUUGAAUGAACGACCUGGUCCACUUCAAGAGGUUACUUAUAAUACAAUGGGUCUACCAAAUUCAAGAAUACUGGAUAUUCCUCAGACAUCCUGCCUCCCUGAGACAAACUAUUGCCCACUUGGUCCAGUAACAAAGAGUUUUGGAAGUCAAGCAGCGAGUCCCUUUCUUUCCUCAUCCAAUGACAUUAUACAACAGGCUCAUACCAUAGUAGGAGAAAAUAAAAUGGAAAAAAAGAGUGGACUUUCAAACAGAGUGUCCUUAAUUUCAGAUGAUAAAACUGCCACAUUUCAUUUCAGUGAGAACAUGGACAUUACUAAACCUAUAACUUACUUAGAAAACUCUCUGAAUGCUAUGCCUCAGCAAGGAAUAGAAAAUGAUCGAAAAAAUGUGAUAGGGUUGAACAGUAAUAAUACUGUUCAAUUUUCCCUAAAUGAAGACAAUGAAAUUGAUAUUACCAGAAGCCAUACAGUGCCAGUAAAGUGUUAUAUGCAGCCAUGUCAGAGAACCCAUCAAGCAUGCUCUAUACAAUCUGCAACUGAAUCUGUUUAUAUGUGUAAUGAUUAUAUGGAUGAAACCAGAGCUAUAACAGGAGUGAUAGAUCAGUUUAUAGAAACACCUACAGAAAAACGAAGUAAUGAAUCUAGGAGAAGGACACUUACUGGACCACUCAAAGAUAGGACUAUUGUACUUAAUGAUGAAAAUGAAAUGGAAAUUACACAGAGCCAUACAGUGGCAUUAAAACAUGAUGAUGUUGCUAAAAGUGUGGAUGUUCCUGUUUCAUCAGCUCUUUUUUCAAAGAAAACUUCCAUGCUUACAGUUGGUGAGGAUAUGAAAAUAACUAAGCCUGUUGAAUAUGUAACUGAAAAAUCUCUGCAAAAUGAAAGAAAGAAAGAAGUAACAACAUCAGCUAGUGAAAAAACAAGACCUGCUCUGACUGAACACAAUGGCAUGAGACUUACCAAGAGACUUACAAUGGCAGUAGAGGAAACUCCUCCAUUGUUUUCCCUAAUGCUUGCAGAGAAACGCAACAUGUCUAUACAUAGCGGUGACAUAAGUCAGUCCACACAUUUUGUUCCAGCAAAUAAAACUAUCCUUUUUAUGCACAAUAAUGACAUGGAAAUAACUAAGCCCAUGACAUCCACAUCUUUAAAAGAUACCAGAGUCAACGAUUUGGAAGUGGAAAAAGAAGAAACUAUCAAAAUGAUUCUACAAGGAAGAACAAAGGAAGAGACUGAUGCUUACUUGCCUGAUAACUGUGAAAUGGAAAUUACGAGGAACCAUACAGUUCAAAUAAACCAUGAUAUUCUCCAUCAAGUUAAGGAAACUCCUCAAGGAUUGACCUCGGCUUCUGUUGGUAAAACCAACAUAUUUACUCACUUGAGUGAUGCAAAAACUCAGUCCAAAACUUUUGUUCCUGCAGAUAAAACAUUUACUUGCAAUAAUGACCUGGAAAUAACAAUGCCUGUAUCCGAUGCGAGUUUCACUGCUUUGUCACUAAAAGGAAAAGAGAUUAGGAAGACUACAUUACUAGGGUUAGAUAAAUAUGAUACUAUUGUUUUUUCACAACAUGAUGCUGAAAUGGAGAAUACAAAGUGCCAUACAGUGAGAGUUACCCAUGACAUUUUAUCUCAAUGUGCAAGGUCUCCACAAGUAUCAUUUCAUCAGGAUAAUAUGAACACAACAGGAUCUCACACUGUUACUAAGGAAAUGGUGGCUGAUGAUCCACAGGUCAAUAAAAAACAUUCUAUCACACUUGAUAAUAAAACAGACUUGCCUUGUAAGGCAACCCUCCAAGCUGAGCCCACUUUUCCUGUCAGCACUAAUGCUACCUAUAAUGGGAAUCUCGAGGAAAGUGAGAAAAAAGAAAUGCCAGAUAAAAACAUAAAACAGAAUAUGAAUAAAGUGCUUUCUCAUACAUAUGGUGAGGUAAUACAAGAUAUAGAUGUUACAGAAAACCAAGUAGUUUCCAUUUAUGGCUCUAAUAAUGAUGUACCUGAUGCUACAAAAGAGAUAUUAAACCCUUUCACAAAGUCCAAUGAAAAGGCAGUUGUUUCAGAUGGCAAUAACAUGGAAAUCACCCAGAACUACAGAACAGGGAUUGAAUUUAUGCACAUGAAUGAUAACAAUGAAUGCCACACAAAUUCUGAAGCUAAAUUGAGCUCUGGAUUUCCUCCUUUGGUUAAUGAUUACAAAAGCAAAUUAGAGAUUGCCAAAACUGAGAAAAAUCCUAAACUAACAACAAAGCUGGAUUCUUCCCUGAGUGUGAAAGAAGAUCCUAAAAAAGACUUGGAUACUGCCGCCUCUACAGAAUGGACAGAGGGUGCUUCUCUUAAAGUACCCUUGCAUACCGAAAGCUAUAACAUUACAAAAUUGCCCUUGGGUAUCUUUCCACCUAAGCUACCAAGUAAAAGAAAGUCUACCGUUUCAAAUACAGAAUGUGCAACUGCUGGAUUAGAAAAGAGAAAACAAACUCAAGAUUCAGAAGUUUCUCCGCUUAUUAAAAGAUUAUCAGACAAAUUAGCACAAAAUCCAAAUCUAUCUUGUUAUAUAAAUGAAGAAUUGCUUCCUGCAUAUGAAGAAGAAAUUGAUUCUAAUGAGGCUUUAAGUUGUGAUAUGCCAGAAAAGCUUUAUGAUGUGCAGAAGGAUGUAGGAACUACUGGUAAUGAAGGCGGCCUGACUGAAACUAAUAAGAGACAAAGGGCUUUGAAUCAAGAAAACGAAGAACUUCAAAAAGAAAAAAAAUUCAAGAGAGAUGAGGGCUGGAAUGACUCUACUGAUUUCAAGCAGCCCCUCUGCAGCACAGCCAUUGCUUACAUCCAGGGAGCAACCCAAGAAGAUAAAAAUGUUCCAGAAUUGAUAGCUGUGAACCUGGAAAAGACGCAAGGCAGCAACUGCAGCUCUUUGGAUUCAGGCAAGACUGAUACAGACUUCAGUAGUUUUCAGCGAAAUAGUGAGAUGGAAACUCCGCUUCUUGUGGAUAGUAUUUGUGAACAAAAUUUUCAGGAGAAAUUACAGGAGGGUACCAUAACAGUCCGUGAAUUUUUCACACUCCUUGAAGUCCAUGUUCUGAUACAGAAACCACGGCAAAGUGUGCUCCCACCAAAAUAUGAAGUCAACACAACUCCUAACCUGGAAGACGAGAUUAUAAAUCAGUAUGUAUACCACCCCAAGUUGCUGUCUUAUAAUGAAGACUGUCAAGCCCUCUGCAAGACAAUAGAUGAAUUAAAGGUAAAUGCAAAUGACCAGGAUAAACUUCUAGUGAAUGUGCAUAAAAGUCUGUGGGAAGUAAUGAGAACCUGUUCUGAUGAGGAGCUGAAAGGCUUUGGAGCAGAACUGAACAAAAUGAAAUCUUGUUUUACGAAGAAGAGUAAAGUACUUGCUCACAAAGGAAAAGCAAAAUUAUAUUCAAAGUUGGUGCAGAAUGCAGAGCUCCAGUGGGAAAAGCUGCAGUCAAGAUUAGCUAAAAUAGAUGAACUUCUGCAAGAAAUGGAUAGCUGCAUCAAUGCUCUGGAGACAGAAGCUGCUGCCUUGAAAGAGGCUGAGCUGGAUGUCAAUGAUGUCGUAUCAGAAUAUGAGUCAAAAGUGAGGGACACUGAGAGAGAGCUGGAAGACCUCAGAAUUCAAGAGGAGGCUCUUCAAAGAGAUCAAUCAAAUCUCAGAGAUAAAAAACAACACCACGUUUCUGAAAUUAGCCAUCUCCAGGAAUAUGUAAAAAAUUGUAAGGAUAUUACAGAAAAAUACAACUUUUCUGAGUGGGUGAUGAAAGAAUGGAAUGAUCAUCAAGCAGUUUUCACUUUCCUUUAUGAUUCUAUUGAGCUUCUUGUUGAGCUUGAGUGUCCUGUAGAUGGUGCUGGUUACAACAACAAGAUUGUUAGUGUGAACUUUGAAUCGCUCUUAGAUGAUGACAGUGCUUUGCCUUCCUCGAAGCUUGUACAUAGGCUCAUUUUCCAGUUUAUUAAUAGUCAGAGUUCACGGCUAGAGAAAUGCUCAACAGUGCAUCAUCUCUCUCAGAUUCUGCAUGAUGUUUCUGUUGUGGUGAGUCGUUGUCAACUUCUGGGAGAAGAGAUAGAAUUUCUGGAUCGAUGGGGUGGAAAAUUUUAUCUGCUCAAAACAGAGGUGAAUGACACAAAGGUGAAGUUCUUAUUCUCCAGUUCUGUAGCUUGUUCGAGUUUUGAAGUUGAAUUCUCUUUAUCUGCCAACUAUCCUGGAUCACCAGUAGCAUUCACCAUCCAGAAAUGCACAGGCAACCUUAGCCAAGGAGACAUUUCUAUGAUUUUGUCUAACGUUCCAGUGGGAACUAACUACUUGAGAAGAAUAGUCAAGGAGAUUAGUCAUAAUCUGCUCCAGUGUUCUCCUUCAACAAUCCAGAAACAGCAAAGAGUAGCUGUUCGAUAGUACAUUUUGCCUCUGGAACAAUGAAAGAAAUCUUAUGUCACCUGCUGAGCAGUACUGUCUCAAUGGUCCAGUAUUUAGGAAGCACUCAUAUUGAACUGUUCUGUAAAAUCUAGCAAAAAGAGAAUUUCAUAUCAUUUAUUUAAAUGUUUCUCAUCUUCAGCUGCUAACAGUGGCUACCUUUGUUUCUGGCGAAUGUUCUUACAUAAAGUAAUGUUGCCAUUUUACAUCUGAUUUAUACAUCUUUCGGAGGUGAAAUUCUGCAGUAAAAGGCCGUGUUCUAAGCUGCAUCACUUUUACUAUACAUGUACAAAUUAACAGUGCGUUGGAGAAAUUGAAUAGGCCUUUCUGUGAUGUUUCAAAGAUACAAACUCUUGAUUCUGAGAUGGACCUAAGUUAGAUCACAUUCAGGCUUCUGUUGGCUGGAUUCAACCUCUGAGCAGAAAACUGUUGCAAUCACUAGACUGCAGAGAAUCGCGUUUAAACAUUUAUUCAGGCUUCUUGCCUUUGGUAAAGUUUGGUUUACCAUGGUAACAUGACCAGAGUGUCUGUUUUCUGGCCUGUAGUUACUGGGAAUUUUUGUAUGUAUAAUAUGUAAAAUAUAUUAUUUUAAUUUUUUUAAUUAUGAA
Anolis sagrei ordinatus is the source of this 6877-nucleotide messenger RNA. It is a transcript of the gene KNL1, whose product is annotated as kinetochore scaffold 1. The record is from RefSeq and is a predicted model, not a curated record. Gene Ontology annotation, biological process: protein localization to kinetochore; cell division; attachment of spindle microtubules to kinetochore. Gene Ontology annotation, cellular component: nucleus. Lineage: Eukaryota; Metazoa; Chordata; Lepidosauria; Squamata; Anolidae.